Messenger RNA from Trifolium pratense (red clover), 920 nucleotides. RefSeq lists its product as uncharacterized. Gene Ontology annotation, molecular function: nucleic acid binding. The transcript is spliced from 3 exons. NCBI's taxonomy places the organism in Eukaryota, Viridiplantae, Streptophyta, Magnoliopsida, Fabales, Fabaceae. The coding region runs from base 172 to 768 and encodes 198 amino acids. The record is from RefSeq and is a predicted model, not a curated record.
UAAGGGAAAAGGUGAGAACGGGACAUAUGAGAUAAACUACCGUAACUAGAAAUUCGAUUAACCUUUCUUCUCUCUCUCUCUCUCUCUCUCUCUCUCGCCGGAAAAACCACUCGGAGUUCACCACCGCUCGCCGGAAAAUCAACAAACUUAUCCAGGUUUUAUUAGCUUCACAUGGAAUCAUCUGCUGAAGAGUAUGCUGCAUUUGAAGAUAAAGUUAAAAGGACAGCGUACUUUGACAACUUGUCACCGCAGGUUACCGAGUCGGUGAUUAGAACUGCUCUUGAUCAGUUCGCUGUUGUGAGAAGUGUGAAGUUUAUCCCCAACUACAUGGGACCAACCAUUCUGCCACAGUGUGCAUUGGUGGAAUUGGAUUCUGCCAAGAAGGUGAAGGAAGUGAUAGCAAUGAUCAAGCAGUAUCCCUUCAUGAUGUCUGGGAUGCCACGGCCUGUAAGAGCUCGUCCUGCGGUAAUGGAAAUGUUUGAUGACCGGCCGAUAAAGCCCAGUAGAAAGAUUAAGUGUUGCUGGCUGGACCAAACGGAUCCUUAUUUUGAGGUGGCUAUGGAAUUGAAAUUACUUACACGGAAACACUCUGCCGAGAUAACAAAAAUGCAUGAAUUGCUACUAAAAGAAGAAGAGAAGCUAGCAACCCAGCAGUUCGAAACUCUUAAAGUGCAUUACAAAAAGUUUAAGAUGAUAGAGGGCAUUAUGACAGACAAAACUGCCCAUACUUUGGCAAGAAAGUAUAAUCUGGCUGUUGCAGAUGAGUGAAGGAUUCAUUUGGAUUAACUAUUUUAUGUAAAUAGCUUUUUCUUUCUGAUUAGGAUAAACUAACUUGCAAUUUUGCACCAUGACCCUGCUACUGCUGCUAAAGAAAUUCCAUUUAUACAUGGUAUAUAGUAUUCAAUUUGAUCCUUGACUAA